CUGCUGCUGCUGCUGCUGCUGCUACGGCUGCCGCUGCCGCCUCUGCCUCCACUCUGCUCUGACCGGCAGGCAGAAAGUGCAACCGACGAGGGAAAGGUCUCUGCAGUGAGGACAGAGCGGCUACACAAGAGAGCACCGAGGAGGGGACAAAACCGAGAUCAGAAUGCAGGCGACGUCCAGCCUCCUCAAUCUGCUGCUGCUGUCUUUGCUGGCUGGAUUAGACCCUUCCAAGACUCAGAUCAGCCCCAAGGAGGGGUGGCAAGUGUACAGCUCGGCGCAGGACCCUGACGGGAGAUGCAUCUGCACGGUGGUAGCUCCGGAACAAAACCUGUGCUCCAGGGAUGCCAAGAGCAGGCAGCUGCGUCAGCUGCUGGAAAAGGUUCAGAACAUGUCCCAGUCCAUCGAGGUCCUGAAUUUGAGAACUCAGAGAGACUUCCAGUAUGUUCUGAAAAUGGAAACCCAAAUGAAAGGCCUGAAAGCCAAGUUUCGGCAGAUCGAAGACGACCGGAAGACGCUCCUGACCAAGCACUUCCAGGAGCUGAAGGAGAAGAUGGACGAGAUUCUGCCCCUGAUCCCAGUGCUGGAGCAGUACAAGACCGACGCCAGGCUGGUCACCCAGUUCAAGGAGGAGAUACGGAACCUGUCCGCGGUCCUCACCGGGAUCCAGGAGGAGAUUGGCGCCUAUGACUACGAGGAGCUGCACCAGCGGGUGCUCAGCCUGGAGACCAGACUCCGCGACUGCAUGAAGAAGCUCACAUGCGGCAAGCUGAUGAAGAUCACAGGCCCCAUCACAGUCAAGACGUCUGGAACCCGAUUUGGUGCUUGGAUGACAGAUCCGUUAGCGUCUGAAAACAAUAACAGAGUCUGGUACAUGGAUAGCUACACUAACAACAAAGUUGUACGUGAGUACAAGUCCAUCGCAGACUUCGUCAGUGGGGCUGAGUCCAGGACAUACAACCUCCCUUUCAAGUGGGCGGGAACUAACCACGUGGUCUACAAUGGCUCGCUCUACUUCAACAAGUACCAGAGCAACAUCAUCAUCAAGUACAGCUUCGACGUAGGGAGAGUGCUGGCCCAGCGCAGCCUGGAGUACGCCGGCUUCCACAACGUCUACCCGUACACCUGGGGUGGCUUCUCCGACAUCGACUUAAUGGCUGACGAGAUCGGACUGUGGGCCGUGUAUGCAACGAACCAGAACGCAGGCAACAUCGUCAUCAGCCAGCUGAACCAGGACACUCUGGAGGUGACGAAGAGCUGGAGCACGGGCUACCCCAAGAGAAGCGCGGGGGAGUCCUUCAUGAUCUGCGGGACUCUGUAUGUCACCAACUCCCACCUAACAGGCGCCAAGGUGUACUACUCCUAUUCCACUAAAACCUCCACUUACGAGUACACCGAUAUUCCCUUCCACAACCAAUACUUCCACAUAUCCAUGCUCGACUACAAUGCGAGAGAUAGAGCUCUGUACGCCUGGAACAACGGCCACCAGGUCCUUUUCAAUGUCACCCUUUUCCACAUCAUUAAGACCGAGGAUGACACAUAGGCCCAAAUGGGGUAUGUUUAUUUAUUCAAACACUACCAUUUGUGAUGAAAUCUAUAGGACCCCCUCUUUGUGGUUCUUCAUUCUUGUAGCUUUUCAUCAUCUCUCCAAAGCAAAGCAUUUUUAAAUGUGAAUUCCGUGUUUUAAAAAACAGCUGAGUCUAAGUUAAUGUGUGAGAAACACAUCGCAACUCCUAGAAAUACCAGAGCUAUCAUGUCCAUGUCAUGAAAUGCUAAGAAGAGUUUCAGUGGCUAAAGUCAUAGCUUUGCAAGUGAUUAAUGACCUGCCUUACCUUAGAGUCAGACACUAAUGGUGGCUUAAACACAUGAAUGUCUUUUUGUUUUUAAAUUCUGUCAUUUUUUACUGUCUUUUGCUCCACAUCAGGAAAUAUUUGGGUAGGAAUUUGAAUUUAGGAAGAGAAGCACUUUCUUCCCAUUUAUUUCUAAAAAAAUAUUUAGUGAUUUUAUUUGUAUGGAAAAAUACUAUCGAUCAUUUUGCUGUUAACACGAUUCUCUGAUGCGGUGCUGUAUAGCCAUUUUUAAAUCUCUUGCUAACAUUUUAUUGCAGUAUGUAUUUUUACCAUUGUAACCACCAUUGUGCAAUUGUAUUUCUUCACUUCUGUGAAAGUAAUAUUUUUUAUAAAAUACACUGAAACUUAAUCUCAGUAAUUGCUUGAAUCAAUUUUCAAGUAUUGCCAAGAAUGGUCUUCUUGGCUUAUUCCUUUCCAUGAGUAUUGUAAACUAAAAAGAAAAUCAAACUAGGUAUCUUACAUUGAGCCUUUAUUUUCUGCCAAGCUUAUUUGAAUACUGAUAUUGGCCGGAAAAGCCAAUUCAGUAUAGCCAAGUUCUCUGUUCAUCGAAAGCAACUCACUUAAGUUGCCUGAAAAAUACAGCUGACUACAAAAGUUGCGUUUGCAAUGACCCUGCUCACCUAUUACAGACAGUAUCCUCAUUCCUCAUGUGAAAUACCUUAGUAUUUUAACUCAUUUUACGUGCAAGUUACAAUCAUGUAGCUCCUUGUAUUGUAACUCUAACGGGUCCAUAAGCACAUUAAGAUUCUUAACAAUGGAAAGUUCUAUAAUAUCCUCUAGAUACAGGUCUUGUGUUCUAGAGAGUUAUUGGCAACACUUGUACAAAACAAAUUAGAGUCUUGGGAACUGUCGGUUUGGCUUUAAAUGUGAAAGUAACCAAUUCAGAAAUGAGACAGGAAGGCAAGUCCUUUCUACCCUGAUUCACUAUAUAACAGAAACAACAGAACUAAAAAGGAAAGCUUUAAUAAUAUACAGGUCAUUAUUCCACAACAUAUCAAACUUGCCCUUUAGUUUGGAUACACUUUCUAUAUACCUUUAAGAUUUCCCUAAGGCAGCUCUAAGGAAACUAACAGAAAAUAAUUUUAAAUUUUAAAAAUAUAGCAUUUAAUAAGUAGUAUGUAACUUAAAUUGUAAAUGUUUAGUUCCAUACAUAUAGAAUAUCAAACUUUUCUUUAAAAAAUAAGGCUAUAAUUCAAAUAAAUCGUUGUAUGAAGAAAUGCUAAUACUUAAGGGUAAUUCAUUCUAAAUGUAACAGAUACAAUGUCAUUCUCAAAUAUUUCAUUGUCGGGCCGGGAAGACAGCUCAGUAGAAUAAGCACCUGCCUGGCAAGUGCAGGGAUUUGAGUUCAGUCCUCAGUACUGAAAAAGAAAAUUCAUCAUCAAAGUUGGAGGUGUACAUACCCCAGUCUUGAAAGUGUUAGAGAUUAAUAAAGAUUUGUGGAGAUUUUUUCUACAAAAAAAAAAAAAAUUGUGCAUGAUUUGAUAACCGCCCUGGAUGCUUUUGCAACAUUGUUUUCUCCUUCGAAACAUUUGUACAAGUUCCUGACUGCUAUAGAGAGUUGGAAAGUUUAAGGCAUUAUGUCGUAGUACACACGCCACAAAAAUAAUCCGUCAAUGAUUUAUAGGUAAGUUUGUGUGAGAAUAGAAAGUACCAUUAAUUUCAGAAAUAAAUGGAAUUUUUAGAUAGCUGGCAUCUAUUAGAUAGCUCGUGCUUACUUGUUUUAUAAAAAGACGUUACAUAGUGUCAUGUCAUUCCAAACACGGAUGUCGCCGGCUCAUCUGUGAGGUGAGCAGCUUGCAAAGCGCCCCCUUUCGUCUGUGUCAGGUCAUAGCACCAUCUGCGACUUCCUGCGCGUGCGCUGCUGAGCAAGCUCGGGAUUUAUUGUCACUAGAAGUGGGAGUAACAUCAGUUUAAGAAACGUGACUUAUAUGAAACAUGUACAGCUUAAGGGUAUUUUUCUUAAUGAAUUAUUUUUAGUUCUGUGCCUACAAUAACUACAAACUUACUUUCAUCACCGCUUUUUUAGACGUCCAACAAAUAAAAUAAAUUUUAUGAGAGAAGUGAGUAUUUUUUAAUCAUCUGUAUAAUCCUCCUCAGAAAAUAAGUCCUAGU
Messenger RNA from Octodon degus (degu), 3959 nucleotides. It is a transcript of the gene Olfm3, whose product is annotated as olfactomedin 3. Gene Ontology annotation, biological process: signal transduction. Bases 164 to 1540 code for a protein of 458 amino acids. The transcript is spliced from 6 exons. NCBI's taxonomy places the organism in Eukaryota, Metazoa, Chordata, Mammalia, Rodentia, Octodontidae. The record is from RefSeq and is a predicted model, not a curated record.